GGCCCGUCGGGGCAUGAGGGCGAGAGCACGGCGGGGGGGGCGGCCAGACAGAGCGAGCGAGGAGGAGGAGGAGGAGGACGCCGAGGAGGAGGAAGGAGGAGGCAAAGAAAAGAAGCGGCGGCGGCGGCGGAGGCGGAGGAGGAGGGAGCGAGGAGGCGCGCGGCCCCCCGCUCCCUCCCUCCCCCCUGCCCCCCGCCCCCCGCCGGCCGGCCCCCCGCCCCAGCCCCGGAGGGAGCUCAUGGGAGUAUGAAGGAGAUGGUAGGAGGCUGCUGCGUAUGUUCGGACGAGAGGGGCUGGGCCGAGAACCCGCUGGUCUACUGUGAUGGGCACGCGUGCAGCGUGGCUGUCCACCAAGCUUGCUAUGGCAUCGUCCAGGUGCCAACAGGACCCUGGUUCUGCAGGAAAUGUGAAUCUCAGGAGCGAGCAGCCAGGGUGAGGUGUGAGCUGUGCCCACACAAAGACGGGGCAUUGAAGAGGACUGACAAUGGAGGCUGGGCCCACGUGGUGUGUGCCCUCUACAUCCCCGAGGUGCAGUUUGCCAACGUGCUCACCAUGGAGCCCAUCGUGCUGCAGUACGUGCCUCAUGAUCGCUUCAACAAGACUUGUUACAUCUGUGAGGAGCAGGGCCGGGAGAGCAAGGCAGCCUCAGGAGCCUGCAUGACCUGUAACCGCCACGGAUGUCGACAAGCUUUCCAUGUCACCUGCGCCCAAAUGGCAGGCCUGCUGUGUGAGGAAGAAGUGCUGGAGGUCGACAACGUCAAGUACUGUGGCUACUGCAAAUACCACUUCAGCAAGAUGAAGACGUCCCGGCAUACCAGCGGGGGCGGUGGAGGAGCAGGAGGAGGAGGCAGCAGCGGCACAGGGGGCAGUAGCAGUACCUUCAUCGCUGGCAGGAGAAGCCGGUCAGCCUCACCGUCCACCCAGCAGGAGAAGCACCCUUCCCACCACGAGAGGGGCCAGAAGAAGAGUCGAAAGGACAAAGAACGCCUUAAACAGAAGCACAAGAAGCGGCCUGAGUCACCCCCCAGCAUCCUCUCCCCGCCUGUGGUCCCCACUGCUGACAAGGUCUCCUCCUCAGCUUCUUCCUCCUCCCACCACGAGGCCGGCACUCAGGAGACCUCUGAGAGCAGCAGGGACUCGAAGGGGAAAAAGUCUUCCAGCCAUAGCCUGAGUCACAAGGGGAAGAAACUGAGCAGUGGGAAAGGUGUGAGCAGCUUCACCUCCGCCUCCUCCUCCUCUUCCUCCUCCUCUUCCUCCUCCUCUGGGGGGCCCUUCCAGCCUGCAGUUUCGUCCCUGCAGAGCUCGCCUGACUUCUCUGCAUUCCCCAAGCUGGAGCAGCCAGAGGAGGACAAGUACUCCAAACCCGUAGCCCCCACCCCUUCAGCCCCCCCCUCCCCCUCAGCCCCCGAGGCCCCCAAGGCUGACCUCUUCGAGCAGAAGGUGGUCUUCUCUGGCUUUGGGCCCAUCAUGCGCUUCUCCACCACCACCUCCAGCUCGGGCCGGACCCGGGCCCCAUCCCCUGGGGACUAUAAGUCUCCCCAUGUCUCGGGGUCCGGGGCUUCAGCAGGCAACCACAAGCGGAUGCCCACCCUCAGCGCUGCCCCUGCGCCUACCGAGGAGACCCCUGAGACAGGCCUGAAAGAGAAGAAGCACAAAGCCAGCAAGAGGAGCCGACAUGGGCCAGGCCGGCCCAAGGGCAGCCGGAACAAGGAGGGUACUGGGGGCCCAGCCGCUUCCUCCCUGCCAGGUGCCCAGCUGGCUGGCUUUACCGCCACUGCUGCCUCACCUUUCUCUGGAGGUUCCCUGGUCAGCUCCGGCCUGGGUGGUCUGGCCUCCCGCAACUUUGGGCCUUCCGGGAGCCUGCCCAGCCUGAGCCUGGAGUCCCCCCUGCUGGGGGCAGGCAUCUACACCAGUAAUAAGGACCCCAUCUCCCACGGUGGCGGAAUGCUGCGGGCUGUCUGCAGCACGCCCCUCUCCUCCAGCCUGCUGGGGCCCCCAGGGACCUCGGCCCUCCCCCGCCUCAGCCGCUCCCCAUUCACCAGCACCCUCCCCUCCUCCUCUGCUUCUAUCUCCACCACUCAGGUGUUUUCUCUGGCUGGCUCUACCUUUAGCCUCCCUUCUACCCACAUCUUUGGAACACCCAUGGGUGCCGUUAACCCCCUCCUCACCCAAGCUGAGAGCAGCCACACAGAGCCAGACCUGGAGGACUGCAGCUUCCGGUGUCGGGGGACCUCCCCCCAGGAGAGUCUGUCUUCCAUGUCCCCCAUCAGCAGCCUCCCCGCACUCUUCGACCAGACAGCGUCUGCACCCUGUGGGGGCAGCCAGUUAGACCCAGCGGCCCCCGGCACAACUAACAUGGAGCAGCUGCUGGAGAAGCAGGGCGACGGCGAGGCCGGCGUCAACAUCGUGGAGAUGCUGAAGGCCCUACACGCACUGCAGAAGGAAAACCAGCGGCUUCAGGAGCAGAUCCUGAGCCUGACAGCCAAGAAGGAACGACUGCAGAUUCUCAACGUGCAGCUCUCUGUGCCCUUCCCCGCCCUGCCUGCCGCCCUGCCUCCCGCCAACGGCCCUGUCCCUGGGCCCUAUGGCCUGCCUCCCCAAGCCGGCAGCAGUGAUUCCUUGAGCACCAGCAAGAGCCCCCCGGGGAAGAACAGUCUCGGCCUGGACAACUCGCUGUCCACGUCUUCCGAGGACCCACACUCAGGCUGCCCGAGCCGCAGCAGCUCAUCGCUGUCCUUCCACAGCACGCCCCCACCGCUGCCCCUGCUCCAGCAGAGCCCCGCUGCUCUGCCCCUGGCCCUGCCUGGGGCCCCUGCCCCGCUCCCGCCCCAGCCACAGAAUGGGCUGGGCCGGGCACCCGGGGCAGCGGGGCUGGGGGCUAUGCCCAUGGCUGAGGGGCUGUUGGGGGGGCUGGCGGGCAGCGGGGCCCUGCCCCUCAAUGGGCUCCUGGGGGGGUUGAAUGGGGCUGCCGCCCCCAACCCUGCGGGCUUGAGCCAGGCUGGCGGGGCCCCCACGCUGCAGCUACCAGGUUGUCUCAACAGCCUAACGGAGCAGCAGAGACACCUCCUGCAGCAGCAAGAGCAGCAGCUCCAGCAGCUCCAGCAGCUCCUCGCCUCCCCACAGCUGACCCCGGAACACCAGACUGUUGUCUACCAGAUGAUCCAGCAGAUCCAGCAGAAGCGGGACCUGCAGCGGCUGCAGAUGGCCGGGGGCUCCCAGCUGCCCAUGGCCAGCCUGCUGGCAGGAAGCUCCACGCCGCUGCUGUCCGCGGGCACCCCUGGACUGCUGCCCACAGCAUCUGCCCCACCCCUGCUGCCCGCCGGAGCCCUGGUGGCUCCCUCACUCGGCAACAACACGAGUCUCAUGGCCGCAGCAGCUGCGGCCGCAGCAGUAGCAGCAGCAGGUGGACCUCCAGUCCUCACUGCCCAGACCAACCCCUUCCUCAGCCUGUCAGGGGCGGACGGCAGUGGCAAUGGCCCCAAAGGAGGGACCGCUGACAAAGGAGCCUCAGCCAACCAGGAAAAAGGCUAAAUCCACCCAUGGCCCUCCUGACCCCCCAAGUGGAGGGGGCAGAUCCUGGCCUGAGGGGUCCUAGCCUGGAGCAGGCACCUGCGCCCAGACACUGGAGAGCCCCGGCCCACAUCCUGUGCUGAGGCCCGGGGAGUGUGAGGCACUCCUGGUGCCGAGCAUGGACUGAGACCAGAGGCGAGCCCCUUCCAUUGGCCCCUUCCCUCUCUGCACUGACCCCUUUGUGAGGGGCUCAGAGGGAGGACAGGCUCCAAGCCCGCCUAGGAGCCCCCACUCUCAGUGAGUGUUUGAGGUCUCAGAGAGCAGAAUGGGCCAUGGCAUAAGUGGGGGUUGGUUGGACCCUCCACAUAAAAUGGAUCAGCACUUGAGUGGGGAGAAGAGGCGGGUAGGCCCUGGGCCUGCCCCUGCGUGGAAGUGGAAGUCUUUUACCAAGAAGGGUGGCCCCACUUUACCUGCAGUUUCUUCCCAACUUGGGCAGAUGGCAGGAGGGAUCCCUUGGACUGUUUCUGGCCAGUCCCCUUCCCCUGCCCCCCAACAAGGGUCUCGAGCUGAGCUUGUAAAAGCCCACAGACUCGGGGACUGAGGAAGGGACAGGAUGGCAUCAAACUGGGCCCAAGCCUCCCCACCUCUGGUUCCCCAAUGAUGGGUUGGGGGAGGGCAGGGGGAAGAGGCCCAGCCCACUUGGUGCCCCGCCCCUUUUUGCACUAUUGGGUUUAGGAGUGCUGAGGCUGGGGAUAUGGAGCUGCCUGACUCAGAGAGCGUGUGUCCGUGUGCGUGCUUGCGUGUGCAUGUGUGUGUCUCCCCUGGACCUGGGGCAGCUAAGGGCAGGGAUAGGAGCAGUGCUCAGAUGAGGCAGCACCAGAGGGGGGGGGCUCCCAGCUCUUGUUUGCACCCUCCCCACCUCCCCAACUUUGGUCCCUUUCUGGGGCAUGAAUGGUUAACAGAAACCGAAACAGUACUCCAAUAUUGGAGAGUAAUGGGGCCUGGGGGCUUAGAAUCAGGGUAAUAUCCUGCCUUCCCUCCCCCAGCCCCUGCAUAGUCUCAGUGCCCCCUCAGAGCUCCCCUUCCCCACUGAUAGUUGGUCUUGCUUCCCUGGCACAAGGGGAGCCCCAGGGAUGGGGAUUGGGGGAUGGGGCAAGGGGCGGGCGGUGGGGGUAAAGUGCCACUUCCUUUAAUGAAAACCUCCCUCCCAGAACUAACCAGCCUGCUCCCCUGCACCUCCCCCCACAACCAGGGGACACUUAAGCUUAAGCUGACCUAACAACUGUCCCUUCACCCACCAGCUAUUUUCCCCCGGGCUGUAGUGGGAAAGUCUCACCUUAAAGAGUCCCCCGCCUGCCCAGGGCCUUUGGUGGCAAGGCCGAGGGGCAGCGGGACAGCCAGGAGAGGGGCAGGGUUGAAGCCUGUGUCUGUUUCAGUUGCACUGGGGUUGGGGCCGGGAGAAGGCGUUUCCAGCUUUCCCUGAUGCUCAUGUCUUGUCAGUCUCUUUGCAUGUGUGGAUUUUUGUGUGUGUGUUUCUGUUUGGGUUUUUGUUGUUGUUGGUUUCUUUUUUUUAAAUAAAGAAAAGAAGAUGUGUAUAUUUUUGGCAACGACAGAAACGUAGUGCAGAUAUAUUUUUGCCUGUGCUGCUCAACUGGUUUUUUUCUGAUACUGAAAAUAAUAUUCCUGUUGAUAAGACUUUGUAAGAUGUUAGGGAGCUGAUAAUGGAGGGGGUGGGUGGGAAUCCUUCAGAGGCAAUUUCUUAGGCACUUGCAAGGGCUGGGGGGAGGGGGGAGGCAAUUGUGAUGACCUCAGAAAUACUCACUUUUUAUUAAUGCUAAAUAUCAGUUAGAAAGAAAUGAUAGAAUUCAGCAUUUUAUUCCAUCUUUAUCUGUUAAGCUCUCUAACUCCCUGACCCCAGACCAUUGAAAAGAAGAAGAACCUUCAGAGAUUCUUAGAAGAGUUGCUCAUUCACACCCAUGCCCUCACCCACGGCUGGCCCACUUAGAGCUGAAGUCCACUUCUGUUCUGGGUGGGAGGGAAGUAAUCUUCAAGGUUGCCGUGGUGGCAUGAUUUAGUGCACUGGAACCAAGACCUCCCCCCUCCCUCCCAGCACCCAAGAGUCUGGGGUUCUCAUCUCCAAGAGUAUGUUUUCCAACUUCCCCAGGCUGGGGUGCAGCGUCAGGUAGUCAGGUUAGAUUUGAAGAAGGGACCCAGGCUGGGUAUGGAUUGGUGCUGUCCCUCGAUUCGGGGUGGGGGGUGCGGGGCAUGAGAGGUAAUACAUUUUGUUCAAUUGAGGGAGCUUUAUAAUAGGAAAGGUCUGGAGAUCUUCAGAAGGGAGCAGGGUCCCAAUGCCAGGCGGGGACGGCUAUACUGACCUCACCCUCCUCUCCCAGCCUCAGUCGCUUUUUCCAGGGUGAAGUUGGAUGGAGAGUGAGAAGGGACUGCAGACUUGUAGAUGGCUCUGUCUAGGGGAGGGGAGGGAUGUGGUUUGCAGGGCGGAAGUCGAGCUUGAAAAUGCAUGAGAGUGGAGCUUUGUGUCCUCACCCUCAGCUCAAGGUAUGAGUGGGUAUGCAUGCAGGGCCGCUGUUCUGUUUGGCCUGAGUGACAGAGCUGGAAGGGACCUGUCUUUAGAGGUCCUUUGAGCCAGCUCCUCGUUUCGCAGGUGAUAGAUCCAAGCCUAGGAGGAGCAGAGGCUCGGACAGAGCCAGGACCAGCCCUCAGGACCCUGGCCUCCUGGUCCUGGCUCUCUCGCCCCACUGUACCACCUCCAUGAGGCUGUCCAUCUGUCCCUGUGUGUGUGAUGUGCAGUGUGAGUGGAGUGCAGGGCUGUGCCCCGGCUGGGAGGGUAUGUGUAGCACUGAUGUCUUAGCUCAGAGCUGAUGGAUCCUCUCUAUAGACAAUGACACUUUAAAGCUUGCCUUUUUUUUUUUUUUUUUUUGAGGUUUUCUUAUUUGUGUGUGAGUUUUCCCCCUCAGGCUCCUGGGUCUACUGCCAGCUCCAGGUGCCGUUACCUUGAGGCUGAUGAGAGCACCCCUGCGUGUUCCUGUACUGAGUUCUAGGAAGCACUCCUGGGAAGGGCCUAGACCAGUGAGGGGAGCCACAGCCAGGGGCCAGCUCUGAGAAAGCGUAACCUUCCCCACACUUCUUUUCCCAAACUGGAAACAUGGACAGAUUUUCAAAGGCACAGGCUCCCCGUGCCAGCUUCCAGCAUCUUCCUUGUGCAGUGGACUAGAGUUAGGGGCAGGCAGCCUGCUCCUGAUUCUCCUUUAUCCCACUUAUUUUGUCAGGGAGAGGUGCAUGGAGGGAUCAAGGUCACUUCAAUUGGGAAUUUGGAGGAAGAUGGGGCACAGUCCCCUGGCUCCCUCUGGUCGCAUCAAUCCCAAAAAGUGUCUGCCUCUCCUGACCAUUUUGACUUGAUCUACUGAAAAGUUGGGGACCGAGGGGUGACUUUAUUGCCUUUUUUUUCACUUUGGGACUUGGGUCAUAGGACUGGAGAACCCAAACCCUGACUCCCACUCUUGUGCCCCUCUUUCCAUCCCAUCCUGUCUCAAUGUAGCAGACCCUUCCCAGGGCGCAGGGAGGGGAAGCCGCAGUUCGCAAACCCAGGGGCUCCUUUUUCAUUCUUUCUAAAACCUUUAUAUCCUCAGCCCAAAAGGCAAUGGCCACUCCUGCCACCUCCAAGCCUGGAAUUGUGCAUAACCCGGAUCUUGUAUCUUUGUAUAACGGAUGUUAUUUGUACGAAGGGCGGUUCGUAAACAGCACUUGUUCUUUUAAUAAAAGAAUGUUUUACAAAAAAAAAAAAAAAA
Equus caballus (horse) is the source of this 7316-nucleotide messenger RNA. It is a transcript of the gene MLLT6, whose product is annotated as MLLT6, PHD finger containing. Gene Ontology annotation, molecular function: histone binding; nucleosome binding. NCBI's taxonomy places the organism in Eukaryota, Metazoa, Chordata, Mammalia, Perissodactyla, Equidae. Gene Ontology annotation, cellular component: nucleus. Gene Ontology annotation, biological process: regulation of transcription by RNA polymerase II. The record is from RefSeq and is a predicted model, not a curated record.